AUGGCGUCCGAGCGGCUCCCGAGCCGGCCCACCUGCCUCCUCGUGGCCAGCGGCGCCGCCGAGGGGGUGUCAGCCCAGUCCUUCCUCCACUGUUUCACACUGGCCAGCGCUGCCUUCAACCUGCAGGUGGCCACCCCUGGGGGGAAGACCAUGGACUUCGUGGACGUGAAUGAGAGCAAUGCACGCUGGGUGCAGGACUUCCGCCUCAAGGCCUAUGCCAGCCCCGCCAAGCUCGAGUCCAUCGACGGUGCCCGGUACCAUGCCCUCCUGAUUCCCAGCUGCCCCGGGGCCCUGGCGGACCUGGCCAACAGUGGGUCUCUGGCCCGAAUCCUGCAGCACUUCCACUCCGAGAGCAAGCCCAUCUGUGCCGUUGGCCACGGGGUCGCCGCCCUGUGCUGUGCCACCAACGAGGACCGGUCCUGGGUGUUCCAGGGCUACAGCGUGACCGGGCCCUCCGUGUACGAGCUGGUCAGGGCCCCCGGCUUCGCCCGCCUGCCCCUCAUCGUGGAGGACUUCGUGAAGGACGCCGGCGCCGGCUUCAGUGCCAGCGAGCCUGACGCGGUGCACGUGGUCCUGGACCGCCACCUCGUCACGGGCCAGAACGCGGGUUCCACUGUGCCCGCCGUGCAGAACCUGCUCUUCCUCUGUGGCAGCCGGAAGUGA
Molecule: messenger RNA, 663 nt
Organism: Pipistrellus nathusii (Nathusius's pipistrelle)
Lineage: Eukaryota; Metazoa; Chordata; Mammalia; Chiroptera; Vespertilionidae
Source: the annotation of a GenBank genome assembly